CAGGUGAGGCGCGGUCCUCCUGGGCCUCUCACUUCCGCCCAGGUGAGGGAGGGCUGACGCCGAGUCCGCCCGCCCGCUCCGGGCUCCCACCGGCGCCGCCGCCGGACCAGGUUUCUUUAAAAGUGAUUGAAGACAGUAAUUCAAAAUGCCUGAAAAUCCUGCUACAGAUAAAUUGCAGGUCCUGCAAGUUCUUGAUCGCUUGAAAAUAAAAUUGCAGGAGAAGGGUGACACUUCACAGAAUGAGAAGCUCUCUAUGUUUUAUGAGACACUAAAGAGCCCUCUUUUCAACCAGAUACUCACUCUUCAACAGUCCAUCAAGCAACUGAAGGGGCAACUCAGCCAUCUACCCUCAGAUUGUUCAGCCAACUUUGAUUUUUCUAGGAAAGGUUUAUUGGUGUUCACGGAUGGUGCCAUUACUAAUGGGAAUGCCCAUAGGUCCUCUAAUAACUUGACUGUAUCUGGGUUGUUUCCUUGGACCCCAAUGUUGGGAAAUGAAGAUUUUAACUCAAUCAUGCAACAGAUGGCUCAGGGCCGGCAAGUUGAAUAUAUAGAUAUAGAACGGCCCUCAACUGGAGGCCUUGGAUUCAGUGUGGUGGCCUUCAGAGGUCAAAAUCUGGGAGAAGUCGACAUUUUCGUGAAGGAAGUGCAGCCAGGGAGUAUAGCUAGCAGGGAUCAAAGGUUAAAGGAAAAUGACCAAAUAUUGGCUAUUAAUCACACACCACUGGAUCAGAACAUUUCCCACCAGCAAGCAAUUGCAUUGUUACAACAAACCACUGGAUCUUUGCAUCUGGUUGUGGCCAGGGAACCAGUCCACACAAAAAGCAGCACUUCUACUGGCCUAACUGAUGCAAGUCUGCCUGAAACAGUUAGUUGGGGCCAUAUUGAAGAUGUUGAGCUUAUUAAUGAUGGCUCUGGAUUAGGUUUUGGAAUAGUUGGAGGAAAAUCGAGUGGUGUAGUUGUGAGGACUAUAGUUCCUGGAGGAUUAGCAGAUCGAGAUGGAAGACUCCAGACAGGGGAUCACAUCUUGAAGAUUGGUAGCACAAAUGUGCAGGGAAUGACCAGUGAGCAAGUUGCACAAGUGCUGAGGAACUGUGGGAAUUCUGUCAGGAUGCUUGUUGCAAGAGACCCAGUUGGUGAAAUUUCCAUAGCCCCUCCUAACCCUGCAGCCUUACCUGUUGCCCUGCCUGCUGUGGCCAACAGGAGCCCUAGUUCUGACAAUUCUACUCUUUUUGAAACUUAUGAUGUUGAACUCAUUAAAAAAGAUGGACAAAGUCUUGGAAUUAGAAUUGUUGGUUAUGUUGGAACCGCUCAGACAGGAGAAGCUUCAGGGAUUUAUGUGAAAAGUAUAAUACCUGGCAGCGCUGCAUACCACAAUGGUCAAAUUCAAGUGAAUGACCAAAUAGUUGCUGUCGAUGGUGUGAAUAUUCAGGGUUUUGCCAACCAGGAUGUUGUUGAAGUGUUAAGAAAUGCAGGGCAAGUGGUACACCUAACCCUAGUUCGAAGGAAAACAUCCUCAUCUGCUUCUCCACAUGAAGGGCCCUCUGACAGAGGAACUGUGGUAGAACCACCAAAAACACCAGCGCUCUUUCUGACUGGAGCAGUGGAAAAGGAAACUAAUUUCAGUGAAGAUGAGGAAACUGAAGGAAGAAUGGAUAAUCUAAAAAAUGGCAAUAUACAAGCCUUAGAAAAACUGGAAGGAGUCCCAGCCUCUUUAGAAAAUGAGCUGAAAUCCAGAUGGGAAAACCUACUGGGCCCUGAUUAUGAAGUAAUGAUUGCUACUUUGGACACACAGAUUGCAGACGAUGCUGAGUUACAGAAAUAUUCAAAGCUGCUGCCCAUUCACACUCUGAGGCUUGGCAUGGAGGUGGAUUCCUUUGAUGGGCACCAUUAUAUCUCUUCGAUUGCUCCAGGUGGUCCUCUUGAUACACUGAACCUCCUACAGCCAGAAGAUGAGCUCCUUGAGGUCAAUGGAGUGCAGCUCUACGGGAAAUCUCGCCGAGAAGCAGUCUCCUUUCUUAAAGAAGUGCCGCCCCCCUUUACCUUGGUUUGCUGUCGACGGUUGUUUGAUGAUGAAGCCUCUGUAGAUGAACCAAGGACCACUGAAACCUCUCUUCCUGAAAUGGAGGCUGACCACAAUAUAGAUGUCAAUACUGAAGAAGAUGAUGAUGGGGAAUUAGCCCUGUGGUCUCCUGAAGUCAAGAUUGUUGAACUAAUAAAAGAUCAUAAAGGCUUGGGAUUCAGCAUUUUGGAUUACCAGGACCCCUUGGAUCCCACAAGAUCAGUGAUUGUGAUUCGCUCCCUGGUGGCAGAUGGUGUGGCAGAAAGAGGCAGAGAACUAUUACCUGGAGACCGCCUGGUCUCAGUCAAUGAAUACUGUUUGGACAACACCACACUUGCUGAAGCUGUGGAAGUGUUGAAAGCUGUGCCACCAGGCAUUGUACACCUUGGCAUCUGUAAGCCUUUGGUGGAAGGUGAUAAAGAGGAAGAAAAUCAUAUUUUACAUUCAAACAAUAAUGAAGACAAGACUGACAUUUCAGGAACAGUUCAUGAUAUAAAUUCAUCUUUAAUACUUGAAGCACCCAAGGGAUUUAGAGAUGAGCCCUAUUUUAAAGAAGAGCUUGUGGAUGAGCCAUUUCUAGAUUUGGGAAAGGCUUUCCAGUCCCAACAAAAAGAGAUAGACGAUAGUAAGGAGGCCUGGGAAAUGCUUGAAUUUAUGGCGCCUAGAUUGCAGGAAAUGGGUGAAGAAAGAGAAAUGCUUGUUGAUGAAGAAUAUGAGCUCUAUCAAAACCACUUUCAGUCCAUGGAAUCGUAUCCCUCAUCUCACAUUCAAGAGGCUGCUCCUGUUCCAUCCAUGAAGGAGCUUCACUUUGGUACACAGUGGUACCAGGAUUGUGAACUGCCUGAGCCUCAAGAAGCCAGGUCCAUGAUGAGCGUGUAUUCCCAGGAGAUGCAGCAGUGUGGCUAUAGCACUGAAAAGAUGAUGAAAGAAAACUUUGGCAUCGAUUCCCUAUCCUCCAUACCCUCAGCUGAAGGAAACAGUCAACAAAGCAGAUUUGAUGAUCUGGAAAAUCUUAAUUCGUUAACGGAAAGUAGUCUGGAUUUAGGCAUGAUGAUUCCAAAUGACGUUCAAGGUCCUGGCUUGCUUGUUGAACUUCCUGCUGUGGCUCAAACAAGGGAGCAAGAAGACUUGCCUCUAUACCAGCUCCCCAGGGCUCUAGCUGUUUCCAAGGCCUCGGCAUACAUAGGAAUGUUGUCUUCUAGGCAUGCCACUGAUGCAUGUGAAUUACCUGAGAGAGAAGAAGGUGAAGGAGAAGAAACUCCAAACUUCAGCCACUGGGGACCACCAAGAAUUGUUGAGAUUUUUAGAGAACCAGAUGUAUCUCUUGGUAUUAGUAUUGUUGGUGGACAAACUGUUAUAAAACGCCUGAAGAAUGGAGAGGAGCUUAAGGGUAUAUUUAUCAAACAAGUUUUGGAAGACAGUCCAGCAGGAAAAACAAAUGCUCUUAAAACUGGAGAUAAAAUACUUGAGGUGUCUGGAGUAGAUUUGCAGAAUGCCUCUCACAGAGAAGCGGUUGAGGCCAUUAAGAAUGCAGGAAACCCUGUGGUGUUUGUUGUUCAGAGCUUGUCAUCCACUCCAAGAGUCAUUCCUAGUGCACAUAACAAGGCCAAAAAAAUCACUAAUAACGAGGACCAAGACACCCAAGAAAAAAAAGAAAAGAGGCGAGGAACUGCUCCACCUCCAAUGAAACUGCCGCCUCCUUAUAAAGCUCCAUCUGAUGACAGUGAUGAAACUGAAGAAGAAUAUGCAUUUACCAACAAAAAAAUCAGGCAAAGAUAUGCAGACCUGCCUGGAGAAUUGCACAUUAUUGAACUUGAAAAGGAUAAGAAUGGACUUGGACUCAGCCUUGCUGGUAACAAAGACAGGUCACGCAUGAGCAUAUUUGUGGUGGGAAUUAACCCCGAAGGACCCGCUGCCACGGACGGGCGAAUGCGUAUUGGAGAUGAAUUGUUGGAGAUAAACAAUCAGAUCCUGUAUGGAAGAAGUCAUCAAAAUGCAUCUGCCAUUAUUAAGACUGCCCCGUCAAAGGUCAAGCUUGUUUUCAUCAGAAAUGAAGAUGCGGUCAAUCAGAUGGCCGUUACUCCCUUUCCAUUACCAUCAAGUUCCCCAUCUUCUGCUGAGGAUCAGAGUGGCACCAGUGAGGAAGACAGCAGUCUCGAAGCUUGUAUCAAACAAUUGCCUAAAAGUGAAAGCUCCAAACUGGAAGACAUCUCCCAAGUGGUUGGUCAAGGUGUGGUGGCAGGUCAGCAGAAGGCACUGGAAUGUCCAACUGACAGCGCCGGCAGCCAAAUGAAACAGCAAAAAUAUUCAACGAAAGUCUCCUUCAGUUCACAAGAGAUCCCUUUAGCACCAUCUUCAUACCAUUCAGCAGAUGCAGACUUCACAGGCUAUGGUGGUUUCCAUGCUCCUAUGUCAGUGGACCCUGCCACGUGUCCCAUUGUUCCUGGCCAGGAAAUGAUUAUAGAAAUAUCCAAGGGGCGUUCAGGGCUUGGUCUCAGCAUUGUGGGAGGAAAAGACACACCCUUGGAUGCUAUAGUUAUACAUGAAGUCUAUGAAGAAGGGGCAGCAGCCCGAGAUGGAAGACUUUGGGCUGGUGACCAGAUAUUAGAGGUUAAUGGGAUUGACCUGCGGAGUGCCAGCCACGAAGAAGCCAUCACGGCCCUGAGGCAGACCCCCCAGAAGGUGCGAUUGGUGGUGUAUAGGGACGAGGCGUACUACAGGGAUGAGGAGAACUUGGAGGUUUUCCCCGUGGAUCUGCAGAAGAAGGCUGGCCGAGGCCUGGGCCUGAGCAUCGUUGGGAAGCGGAAUGGAAGUGGAGUGUUUAUUUCUGACAUCGUGAAAGGUGGAGCUGCAGACCUUGAUGGGAGAUUGAUUCAGGGAGACCAGAUCUUAUCUGUGAAUGGGGAGGACAUGAGAAGUGCCUCCCAGGAAACAGUGGCCACUAUCCUCAAGUGUGCACAGGGACUUGUGCAGCUAGAGAUUGGAAGACUCCGAGCUGGUUCCUGGACCUCCUCGAGGAAGACAUCACAGAACAGUCAGCAGAGUCAGCAAUACUGGGAAGCAGGAAGUGGUUUGUGGUUUUAAAUAGGGUAGUUGGGUGAGCUUUAUUCAGACAGCAAUAUUUAAGGAAACGUUUAAAGCAGGUGCACAUACAACCGGGUGGGUGUCUGAAGGAAGAGCACAGAUAAUGGCAUCUGCCUCUAGUGGAUCAGGUGGCCAAUGCCAAGGUCCUCAAGCAGGAGGUGCCUGUUAAACAGGAGAAAGAUCAAGGAAUCCAGAGUGAACAAGGGAAGACUAAUAGGGAACAAUGCCAGAAAGACAGAAGUGCCUCAAGUGUUUUAGACCUGGAGACUGGGUGCUCUUCAUAAUGUGGAAGGAUGUAUCCCCAAAGAACCAACUCCAGCCACGGUGGGUGGGGCCUUACCAGGUUCUGCUAGUAACUUGCUCAUCUGUUAAAUCAACAGGAGUCAAGCCGUGGAUCUGCUGCAUACGGUUGAAGCUGGCUUCUGACCCAACUACAAGUCCACAGUCCUCGGCAGUUACAGAAAAGACAACCACAAUGCUGACUGAAAGCCAGUGCUCCUUCCUACAAGUCUAGACUGGGGCUUCAGUUAAAAUUAAAGAAAGUAUCUUAGAUAAGUAGUGAAUGACUUGUGGCCAUUCAUAAUAACAUUUGUAAUUGGCUGGAGCAUUUUUCUGAUUUAUUAUUUGCUUAGAUCCCUUUGCUUGCUUCUUGAUUCAUGUAAUCAUUGUACCUGUGAUUAUAUUGCAGUCAAUCAAACCUGUAAUUUGUUGUGAUAUUACAUAACGCUUGCUCUAUUUUAAUUUAACCCUUGUGAUAAUAGGGUUAAUACCAAAGUUUAGGGUUACUGCUAUUUUCCCAGACAAGCUGUUGGCCUGAACUCUAAUGAUGCCUCUUGCUUUUCUUUACUGUCUCAUCCCACUGGUGUCUGCUGCUUCCUGGGAGGAAAAUACUCUCAUUAGGUUGUCUCAGAGUUUAGCCAGAAGUAGUAAUUUAAGUAAUUGUUGGAUAUGUCAUUUGAAAUCUGAAACCAUCCAGGAAAACUAUGUCCCAUUUGUGAUCCCUGUAACUGAGUUUUAUACUGUGCCAGAACCCAUAACCUACUAUAAUCUUCCUCCUUCAGGCCUCACAUUCCAAGUUAAUCUAAUUCAGGCAAUUCAGAAUAUGCCAACACCUUGCUUCAACCUGUCUGAAGUAAUUUCCAUUGGAGGGCAAGUUACUACAGGUCCCCCGCGUUCCCUCGAUUUUCUCCUGAAAAAAUGUGAUGACCAAAAUCCCGUGAAUUGUACACUUGACAAAUGUGUAAGGGCUAAAAAUGACACGAAUUUAUGCCAGAAAGCCAGACAAGUUGGAUAUCAUGUAAACGGAAUAUGGAAGGCUUGCAGUGGCACUGACCCCUGGCUUGAUAACAUAAUCUCUGAACUCCCCAAAAAUGAAAGAAUUGAUGACACUACCAUGGGAGGUAUAACUUGCUCCCCUCCAGGAUAUAUCUUUGUCUGUGGCACAGGGAGUGACUCACCAACUCAAGGAUGGGCAUUUCGCUGCUUAGACAGCUGGGAAAUUGAAGGGUCAUGCCUACUGGGAUAUUUUAGGAUCCCUUUCUCCUUGCACAGCGUGGAGAGCAUCACUUCCCUCUCUAAAUCAAACACACAUCUUAAAAGAGAGAUAUUGGAAGGGUAUGAGGACAAUAUAGGACAAAGUAUUUUUGGCAGCUCCAUACCAUCUUCCAGACUUUAUGUCAAUAGAGAUAUGAUUCAUAACCUAUCUGACACAAUUGGGCAAAUUGCUGAGGACAUAGCUAAAAGUAUUGCAGCCCAACAAACAUCUUUGAACUCAUUGGCUCGAGUGGUCCUGGAUAAUAGAAUAGCCCUUGACUUCCUGUUGGCAAAACAAGGAGGAGUAUGUGCAGUGGCUCAUACCACAUGCUGUACAUACGUCAAUACCUCUGGAGAAGUUGAAACCCGAGCCAACAGAAUAAUUCAAAAGGCUACCUGGUUACAGGAUGUACGUAAAGAGGACAUGCACCAGGACUUAUUUUCCUGGGUACUAUCUGGAAUAGGGGGACUCUUUUGAGUACUGUUCCAAGGCUCCAUUUGAUCAUCAUCCUCUUUUCAAUGUGUUUAUUAAUUUUCAAAUAUUUGUCCAGAUGCUAUGGCAAAGUGGUCAAAGAGAGAGAUAAUGUGUUCAUAAUGCAAAAUACUUAUGCUAGGCCUGGGACUUGAGAAUUCUUUGAAAACAAGGUCCAAGUCUUUCUCUCCUCUAAUCCUGAAGAAUUGACAUCGCCCCUGUUCAGCAGGAAGUAGCCAGAGCGGUCGUCGCCCCAUUCCCCUCAGGAUUGAGGAUUAUCGAAGAGAAGAGGGAACUGAAACGGAGUAGGAACCUGCAGGGCCUUCCUGGGUAUAAUCCCCUCUUGUCCCCACUUCUUGUUUGUAGAAAAAGCUUGAGUUUUUGAGGCCUUCCCAGAGUUCUAAAGAGCAGACUCAAGCAGUUAAUGAUUACAGAAGUGAGGAAAUGCAGAAACAAAGGAAAAGCAAUCAAGCAAGAAAAGUUCAGCCAUAAAACAGAAUCAUGGGACUCCUAGUUCCUCCUCAAGGGAUAUAGAUAACAAUCUGAUGCAACGUAUCUCUGAGUUGUUUUACAGAAACCAAGACCCCAUGAUGAAACCUGAUGACCACAGCUAAGGAGACCUAGGCAAGUUGGAGCCAGAAGAGUGAUGAUCAAGAUGCCAGAUAUCACUUUGUUGCUUAACACCCAACCAAUCAGAAGAAUCCAUGAGCUAAUUACAUGCUUAAGACCCUUAUCCUUAAUUUUAGUCUUUAAAAACACUUGCCUGAAAGCCAUCAGGGAGUUCAGGUCCUUUAAGCAUUAGCUGCCCAUUCUUCUUGCUUGGCACCCUGCAAAUAAAUGCUGUACUUUCCUUCAUCACAA
Messenger RNA from Orcinus orca (killer whale), 8009 nucleotides. It is a transcript of the gene PATJ, whose product is annotated as PATJ crumbs cell polarity complex component. The transcript is spliced from 39 exons. The record is from RefSeq and is a predicted model, not a curated record. Gene Ontology annotation, molecular function: protein binding. The coding region runs from base 146 to 5143 and encodes 1665 amino acids. NCBI's taxonomy places the organism in Eukaryota, Metazoa, Chordata, Mammalia, Artiodactyla, Delphinidae.